AUGAAUUUCUACAGUGGAUCAUUUACUUUGACGUAUUUUGAAGCACUCAUAGACCCGAGACCGAUCUGCAAACCUACCCGUUACAUCCACGCCUUUGAAGAUGAGAGCGACAGUUGGAUAUCCAGGAACUGCUCAUGUGAUCGCUUGGAUAUCUUUCUUGAUCGCGGGGAAAGCGCACAUUUCCGCAACUUAGCGUUGUCUCGCAGCCAUCUGGAUUACCUUAAUGAAAGACCGAUACAGUUCAUUGCAGUUAGACUUGUUGCGCGUGGACAAGUCCCACUGAAUAUUGUAACAGCAAAGGGCUGGAGGAAACUGGUUACCAAUUAUGAGUUGAAGGACAUUGCUUCGAUGAGCGAUCUAACGCGGGAGAUUGGCGAUGUCUUCUUCUACAGCGAAGAAAGCCUGGUGCUUAAUACGCAGCAGACGACUUAUAUAUGCGUGUUGGUCGAUGUAUAUACGCCAGCCAAGGACGGGCCUACUUAUCUAUGCAUGUUCGCAAGCUUUGUGCCCCAGUUGAUGGUUGGGCGUAAUUCAGGUGAGUUCUAUACUGCAUGGCUGAAUGACUCCUGGAAGGCUGAUAAUCUACAAUUGAUAGCAUUCAUUCCUCUAACCAACCCGUAUAAUCGCACCGAGAAGACUAAUAUAUUUCACGAAACUAUGGAAAAGUAUCAUCUAGAUAAGAGCGUUUUGUGUUUCAUUGUCAAUAGCGUUGAUAUGCCACUCACCAGUGAUGAUCUUGCACCGUAUUGUUGCGACGAAUUACCAAAGGUAGGAUUGAUUAAUUCUGCAAAUAUGGUUGUUGAUGUACUGUCGUUUGUUAUGUUCAGACAUGCAUUAAGUGAGCCAGUGAUAAACACUGUGCUCAAACAACUUGUCUCCUGGCAUGGGACUAUUAAGUGUCAAAAUAAGGAUUUGGAUUUGGAAUCAGAAAGUAAAACUUUACCACUUUCUGUUGUUGCAGAUGCCCCCAUCAAUCCUCCAGGCCUCGUGUACGAGUUUUCAGAUUUUGCCGCUUUCUUAGAAACCGAAGAGGGCUAUAUGGCCUGGUGUCAUUGGGCUUUUGACAGGAAGUAUAUGUUUGAAAGUGAUAGUCUCAGUCUGACUGUGAACUGCACGGACAUGGAAUGGCUUGCGUAUGAAUACUUUAUAAGAGUAUCAAAUCCCCUGGCGGCUCUGUUCAGGGCAUUCAACGAGAAGGAUAGUGCUGGUCUCACCUCUCACUUCAUCCUCUAUGAAUCAAUGGAGAAUUUCUAUUCGGCAUUGAGGUUGUUCUGGGAAACGGGUCUAGCUGAAAGAAUCAAUGGGAUAGAUUAUUCAUUCUUAAACCCGCCCACCGCCCUGGAUACUGCUGCAAAGGAUGCUGUGCUCAGGUGUAUCAUGUCUACCGAAAAUAUCUUUCAUCACUAUUCUGAUGCUUUCUUUACUAACCCACUCCCUUGGACAGCCAUCACUCUAAAUCCAACCAAAAAAUUCAGUUAUAUAGAACGGAUGUUCCCUGACCACGCCGAUAUCUAUAAGGAUCUGGUCUUUUCUUACCUUACAUUCUAUGUUAAUCACGAAGAUGUAAAGGGUGAAGCUAACUAUGUUGCAGAUACGGAAUUCGUAGCCUACUUAACGAGACCCCCAUUGGCGCAGGUUAAAGUGGGCGCUAAGGAAAAUAUAGUAAAGUAUUGGUUUGACAGGAAGGAACUCUGGCCGGAACUCUCCGUCUUGGCCGUAUCUAUGGUUUAUCUAAGAUGGAGCUGUACCAGUGCACUAGCCGAACUCGGUGACAUUAUAAGUGCACUCCGCAAGACUAACGGAAGCCGUCUUAGGUAUCCGAAUUUUGAAAGGUUGGUAAAGAUCCGCCAUCACCUUAUCAAGUUUGGAAUGGCAGAUAACUACACGUAUAAAUGA
Molecule: messenger RNA, 1896 nt
Organism: Eremothecium gossypii ATCC 10895
Lineage: Eukaryota; Fungi; Ascomycota; Saccharomycetes; Saccharomycetales; Saccharomycetaceae
Product: AFR535Cp
Exons: 1
Coding region: 1-1896 (631 amino acids)
Source: RefSeq, marked provisional